UCAGUUGUGCAAUUGUGUUUAGUGUUUGAUUCUCUUUGAGAUUUGGAGAACAUUACAGAUGGCAGUUCCUGUGAUUGACAUAAAGAACAUUGAUGGAGGAGACAGGAAGGCCAUUAUGGCUAAAAUAGCAGAGGCUUGUGAGACUCCUGGAUUCUUUCAGCUUAUAAACCAUGGGAUCGACCAUGGUCUGAUGGACCGUGUGAAGGAGGUGUGCUCACAGCAAUAUAAGAUUAACAGAGAGCAAAACUUCAAGGAUUCUUCACCAGUAAGAGCACUGAAUAAAGCCAUUGACGCUCAAGCGAAAGAAAACAAUGUUGCAAAGAUUGAGAAUAUAGAUUGGGAGGAUGUUUUUCAAGUGCAUGAAAUGAAGGAGACAAAUUCCUGGCCUUCUGAACCCAAAAAUUUCAAGGAGACAAUUGAGGAGUUUCGUAGCCAGAUAUUUGCACUCACAGAGAAAUUGUUGGAAAUAAUAAGUGAAAAUUUGGGGUUGGAGAAAGGAUAUAUUAAGAGGGUAUUUGCAGGGGGAGAGAAGCCAUUCUUUGGCACCAAGGUGAGCCACUAUCCUCCCUGCCCUAGGCCAGACCUCAUAAGGGGUAUCCGUGCUCAUACAGAUGCAGGUGGUCUCAUUCUUUUGUACCAAGAUGAUGAGGUGCCUGGUCUUCAAGUGCUCAAUAAUGGUAAUUGGGUUGAUGUGCAACCUCUACGUUACUCAAUAGUUGUCAACAUAGGUGAUCAAUUAGAAGUAGUGAGUAAUGGAAAAUAUAAGAGUGCAUGGCAUCAAAUUCUACCAACAAAGGAUGGAAACCGGUUAUCAGUGGCAUCCUUUUAUAAUCCAUCAUAUAAUGCGGUGGUGAGUCCUGCACCUCAACUCACUACUCAACUGAAUGGCAACACCACUCAUGAAUUAUCUACUUAUCCAAAGUACCUAUUUGGUGACUAUAUGAAUGUUUAUGUUGAGCAAAAGUAUGAAGAAAAAGAGCCACGCUUCGAAGCAAUGGGAGAGAUGAACGAACAAGUUUCUUACUAAAUGAAGAGUAUAUUCUAUAAAAGAAUAGCCAAUAAGCUUACCAUGUAGUAUCCAGAUAUGGUAUGGAGCAGUUUUCUUAUUAGAAUAAGUUCUUUAGGUCAAAUUUCUUGGUGAAAAAAAUAGUAAGAAUAAGAAAUAUUGAAAACAAUAUUUGGAAACUUGCAAAUGACCUAUGUAAUGACAUAUAUUUGAUUUCCAAGUAGUUUAGAAUCAAUGUUUGAUUUCAUUAUUCUAUAUGAU
This is a messenger RNA of Cryptomeria japonica (Japanese cedar), 1267 nucleotides long. RefSeq names its product 1-aminocyclopropane-1-carboxylate oxidase. The transcript is spliced from 3 exons. The record is from RefSeq and is a predicted model, not a curated record. Bases 59 to 1027 code for a protein of 322 amino acids. NCBI's taxonomy places the organism in Eukaryota, Viridiplantae, Streptophyta, Pinopsida, Cupressales, Cupressaceae.